Molecule: messenger RNA, 1968 nt
Organism: Sphenostylis stenocarpa
Lineage: Eukaryota; Viridiplantae; Streptophyta; Magnoliopsida; Fabales; Fabaceae
Source: the annotation of a GenBank genome assembly
AUGAAAGCCAGAUGGAAGUUCAAUGCUCAUCUCCCUUCAUGGCUGGAUUCUCUCAAUAUACCCUUCACCUUGAAGGCGCCAACUUUUCAAAACCCAUUUCCAGCAACCUCAAAAUCUGUCCUCAACCAUGCAGACUUGAGCUCCCUUCUUUCGCUUUGCGGCAGAGAUGGAAACCUUAAUCUUGGUUCUUCCAUCCAUGCUCGUAUCAUCAAGCAACCUCCAUUUUAUGAUUAUGAUAGCUUCCCCCGCAAUGCCCUUUUUGUUUGGAACUCUCUCCUUUCUAUGUAUUCAAAAUGUGGUCAGCUGCAGGACGCCGUUAAGCUGUUUGAUCAUAUGCCUGUCAAAGAUGCCGUGUCAUGGAAUACAAUGAUUUCUGGGUUUUUAAGGAACAUGGAUCUUGAUUCGGGUUUUAGGUUUUUUAAGCAAAUGAGUGAGUCAAGGACAGUGUGUUGUAGAUUUGACAAAGCAACAGUGACUACAAUGUUGUCAGCUUGUGAUGGACUGGAGUUCUCUAGCGUGACCAAAAUGGUCCAUGGUUUGGUUUUUGUUGGUGGGUUUGAGAGGGAGGUUACAGUGGGGAAUGCACUUAUAACAUCAUAUUUUAAAUGUGGGUGUUUCAGUGAAGGUAAGCAGGUUUUUUAUGAGAUGCUUGAGAAGAACGUUGUAACUUGGACGGCAGUGAUUUCUGGCCUCGCAAAAAAUGAAUUUUUUGAGGAUGGUUUGAGAUUGUUCAAUCAAAUGCGUAGCGGGUCUGUCAGUCCUAAUUCUUUGACAUAUUUGAGUGCACUCAUGGCUUGUUCAGGUUUACAAGCAUUAUUGGAAGGCCGUAAAAUACAUGGGAUGCUAUGGAAAUUGGGAAUGCAGUCGGAUUUAUGCAUUGAAAGUGCUUUGAUGGAUUUGUAUUCCAAGUGUGGAAGUUUAGAAGCAGCAUGGCAGAUUUUUGAGUUUGCAGAGGAGCUUGAUGAGGUUUCCUUAACUGUAAUACUUGUAGCUUUCACGCAAAAUGGACUUGAGGAGGAAGCCAUCCAGAUAUUUAUGAGGAUGGUAAAAUUGGGAAUUGAAGUUGACCCCAGCAUGGUUUCUGCCAUUCUCGGGGUAUUUGGUGUUGGUACUUCUUUGACUCUUGGUAAGCAGAUUCACUCUUUAAUUAUAAAGAAGAACUUCAGUCAGAAUCUUUUUGUUAGUAACGGACUCAUAAACAUGUACUCCAAGUGUGGAGAUUUGUACGACUCCAUGCAAGUCUUUCAUGAGAUGACUCGAAAGAAUUCAGUUUCAUGGAACUCUGUGAUUGCAGCUUAUGCCCGCUAUGGGGAUGGUUUCAGAGCGCUUCAAUUUUAUGAUGAUAUGAGAGUGGAGGGUAUAGCACCAACAGAUGUUACAUUUUUGUCAUUGCUUCAUGCUUGCAGUCAUGCAGGCUUCGUUGAGAAGGGAAUGGAGUUUUUGGAAUCUAUGACCAGAGAUCACAGGUUAAGUCCACGGUCCGAACAUUAUGCCUGUGUUGUUGACAUGAUGGGGAGGGCUGGACUUCUUAAGGAAGCUAAAAAAUUUAUUGAGGGAUUGCCUGAGAAUCCUGGUGUCCUGGUUUGGCAAGCAUUGCUUGGAGCUUGUAGCAUACAUGGUGAUUCCGAGAUGGGUAAAUAUGCUGCUGAUAAACUAUUCUUGGCUACGCCAGAUAGCCCAGCUCCUUAUGUAUUGAUGGCCAACAUUUAUUCUAGUGAAGGGAAAUGGAAAGAGAGAGCACGCACCAUUAAGAGAAUGAAAGAGAUGGGCGUAGCAAAAGAAGUGGGUAUAAGUUGGAUUGAAAUCGAAAAGAAAGUAAAUAGCUUCGUUGUAGGGGAUAAAAUUCAUCCACAAGCUGAUAUUAUAUUUUGCCUCUUGUCCGUGUUAUUGGAACACCUGAAAGAUGAAGGUUAUGUUCCUGAUAAAAGGUGUAUUCUCUAUUACAUGGAUCAGGAUAAAAUCGAGUAG